CCAAGGGCGAACGCGGAGACUCUGGGGACGCACAACUCCGGGCCUGGGGUCCCGCUGCCGGCUCGCGCCGCCCCCGCGCAGUGCUCGCCCCGCCCCUGCCCGGCCCCCGCGUCCCUCCCUCCUUCCCUCCUCCCGAGGUCUCCUCCUCCCGACUCUCCCGGCGCCGCUAAGUUUCUUCGCUCGGGACCGCGCAGAGAGCCGGGGCCGGGCACAAGCGGUGUCUCCGCUGCUCUGUCCCCGCGCGCGCAGACCCGGGCCCGGCCCCGGCCCCACCAAGCCAUGCUGUGCGGCCACUGGAGGAGGAGGUGCCGCCGCCCGCCUGAGGAGCCUCCGGUACCUGCCCAGGUCUCAGCGACCCUCGCGCUCCCGCCCUCGCCCGCGUCUCCGGACGGCGGCACCAAGAGGCCCGGGCUGCGGGCGCUGAAGAAGAUGGGCCUGACGGAGGACGAGGACGUGCGCGCCAUGCUGCGGGGCUCCCGGCUCUGCAAGAUCCGCUCACGCACGUGGCACAAGGAGCGGCUAUACCGGCUGCAGGAGGAUGGCCUGAGCGUGUGGUUCCAGAGGCGCAUCCCGCGGGCGCCAUCGCAACACAUCUUCUUCGUGCAGCACAUCGAGGCUGUCCGCGAGGGGCACCAGUCCGAGGGCCUGCGGCGCUAUGGGGGCGCUUUCGCGCCUGCGCGCUGCCUCACCAUCGCCUUCAAGGGCCGCCGCAAGAACCUGGACCUGGCGGCGCCCACCGCUGAGGAAGCCCAGCGCUGGGUGCGUGGCCUGGCCAAGCUGCGCGCGCGCCUCGAUGCGAUGAGCCAGCGCGAGCGGCUUGACCACUGGAUCCACUCCUACCUGCACCGGGCGGACUCAAAUCAGGACAGUAAGAUGAGCUUCAAGGAGAUCAAGAGCCUCCUCAGGAUGGUCAACGUGGACAUGAAUGACAUGUAUGCCUACCGCCUCUUCAAGGAGUGUGACCAUUCCAACAACGAGCGGCUGGAGGGGGCUGAGAUCGAGGAGUUCCUGCGGCGGCUGCUGAAGCGCCCCGAGUUGGAGGAGAUCUUUAGUCGAUACUCUGGCGAGGACCGUGUGCUGAGUGCCCCUGAGCUGCUGGAGUUCCUGGAGGACCAGGGCGAGGAUGGCACCACCCUGGCCCGGGCCCAGCAGCUCAUCCAGACCUAUGAGCUCAACGAGACAGCCAAGCAGCACGAGCUGAUGACACUGGAUGGCUUUAUGAUGUACCUGCUGUCACCCGAGGGGGCUGCCCUGGACAUGGCCCACGCGUGUGUGUUCCAGGAUAUGGGCCAGCCUCUUGCCCACUACUUCAUCUCCUCCUCUCACAAUACGUAUCUGACCGACUCCCAGAUCGGGGGGCCCAGCAGCACGGAGGCCUAUGUUAGGGCCUUUGCCCAGGGAUGCCGCUGUGUGGAGCUGGACUGCUGGGAAGGACCAGGAGGGGAGCCUGUCAUUUACCAUGGCCACACGCUCACCUCCAAGAUCCUCUUCCGGGACGUGAUCCAAGCCGUGCGUGACCAUGCCUUUGUGUUGUCCCCAUACCCUGUCAUCCUGUCCCUUGAGAACCACUGCGGGCUGGAGCAGCAGGCUGCCAUGGCUCGCCAUCUUCGAACCAUCCUGGGAGACAUGCUGGUGACACAGGCGCUGGACUCCCAGAAUCCUGAGGAGCUGCCAUCGCCAGAGCAGCUGAAGGGCCGGGUCCUGGUGAAGGGGAAGAAGCUACCAGCUGCUCGCAACGACGAUGGCCGAAUUUUAUCAGACAGGGAGGACGAGGAGGAGGAAGAGGAGGAGGAAGAAGCUGAGGAGGCUGCAGAGCAGAGGCGGCAGGCCAAGCAGAUCUCCCCGGAGCUGUCAGCCCUGGCUGUGUACUGCUGGGCCACCCGCCUGCGAACCCUACACCCUGGCCCCGGCGCCCCCCAGCCCUACCAGGUCAGCUCCCUCAGUGAACGCAAGGCCAAGAAGCUCAUCCGGGAAGCAGGGAACAGCUUUGUUAGGCACAAUGCUCACCAACUGACCCGUGUGUACCCCCUGGGUCUGCGGAUGAACUCGGCCAACUACAACCCCCAGGAGAUGUGGAACUCAGGUUGUCAGCUGGUGGCCCUGAACUUCCAGACACCGGGCUACGAGAUGGACCUUAAUGAAGGGCGCUUCCUCAUCAAUGGGCGGUGUGGCUACGUCCUGAAACCUGCCUGCCUGCGGCAACCUGACACAACCUUUGACCCCGAGUGCCCUGGACCUCCCAGAACUACUCUCACAGUCCAGGUACUAACUGCCCAGCAGCUGCCCAAGCUGAACGCUGAGAAGCCUAGCUCCAUUGUGGACCCCCUGGUGCGCGUAGAGAUCCAUGGGGUGCCCGCAGACUGUGCUCGGAAGGAGACCAGCUAUGUGCUCAAUAAUGGUUUCAACCCCCACUGGGGUCAGACCCUGCAGUUCCAGCUGCGGGCCCCGGAGCUGGUGCUGGUGCGGUUUGUGGUAGAAGAUUAUGAUACCACCUCCCCCAAUGACUUUGUGGGCCAGUUUACACUGCCUCUCAACAGCCUGAAGCAAGGAAGGAGCUGGGGCCAAGGAUCUGAUGCCUGGCUGCUGUCCCUACAGGGUACCGCCACAUCCACCUGCUUUCCAAGGAUGGGGCCUCACUGUCCCCAGCCACGCUCUUUGUCCACAUCCGCAUCCAGCACUCCUGAAGGACAAAAGGACCACUCGGGGUUCUGCAGGUACCAGUCUGCACCCCGGCACAGCCCUCUUCCCAAGGAGUGAGGGCUAGUGGGAGCAAGAGUCCCUCCAGCGCCCCUACCUGGCUGGCUCAGCAGGUGCUGGCCUCACUGGGUGCUGAGGACUACGAGGCCCCUCCUGAGGAACUAGCAGGGGAUCUGUGCCCUCAAGACACUCAGUGGGGUCCAGCCCGGGGCCUUGAGAUGGCUCCAGCUGCUCUGGUCCUCAUCAUGGCUUACAAGAAGCCAGGCCUGUUGCUGCCUAGAGACUUGGGGAGCAGGACACCCGCGAGGCCGCCGCUCUUCUGACCUCUAGCGGGGCCAUCCAGCCCUACACAGCUGCCCUUGCCCCCGUCCCAGGCAUCAGCCCACCCCAAAGCCCUCAGGCAUUCCCAGCCACCACCUCCUGCUCUUGAACCCGAGUUCCUCUUCCCUUGGCUUCACUUCUUCCAGCAAGAAGGGCGUGCUGAGGCGCAGCCCUGGAGAAACCUGGCAGUAGGUUUGUAACUUGGGUCUUAGACGAGCCUUGGAGAGGGCAGGGAGAGUAUCUAUUUUAAAAAGUAAAGAAGGGCUGGGGAUGUAGCUCAGUUGGUAGAGUGCGUGCCUUGCAAGCACAAGGCCCCGGGUUCAAUCCCCAGUGUCGC
This is a messenger RNA of Sciurus carolinensis (gray squirrel), 3355 nucleotides long. RefSeq names its product phospholipase C delta 3 (gene Plcd3). NCBI's taxonomy places the organism in Eukaryota, Metazoa, Chordata, Mammalia, Rodentia, Sciuridae. Gene Ontology annotation, molecular function: phosphatidylinositol-4,5-bisphosphate phospholipase C activity. Gene Ontology annotation, biological process: lipid metabolic process; intracellular signal transduction. Bases 280 to 2757 code for a protein of 825 amino acids. The record is from RefSeq and is a predicted model, not a curated record. The transcript is spliced from 15 exons.